CGAUAUGUGUUUUAUUGUACUUGUUCAUGUUGGUUGAUAAGUCCAAUAUAAGCAACGCAAUUGUGGCAGGUUUCACAGAUAAAUACUUAAACGCCUCUUCAAUUGGAUUUAAUAUUGCUAUAUCCGCUCAUCUUUUUGGUUAUGUUUUCUUCGAAAUUCCUUCAAGUCUUGUAGCAAAAGUUUUUGGAUUUAAUGUUUGGAUUCCGAUCUUAAUGGUGCUCUGGGGUGGUAUAUCUAUGACACAAGCUGCUGUUUCUUCCGCACUACAAUUAGGCAUUGUUAGAUUCUUUUUAGGUGCCGCUGAAGCUGGGUUUUCUCCUGCAGUUAUAGAUUAUAUAUGUUUAUUUUAUUCUAGAAAAGAGAUAACCUUUAGAUAUGGCGUCUUUAUGGCUUUAUCUAUAUUGACUGGUGCAUUUACUGGUCUUCUGGCAUAUGGAAUACUUCAAAUACGAACGUCUUCAUUAAAAAGUUUUCAAAUAAUGUUUUUACUCGAAGGUGUUCCAACAUUUAUUCUUGCUGCAAUUGUUGCUGUUUUCUUGACUAGUGGUCCUGGUAAUUCUCGUUUCCUCACACCUAAUGAACGUGAAUUCACUGUUGAACGUCUUAGACCAGAAGGUGGUGUUGACGAAAAAGAUGUUAGCGUUAUGAAACAUCAAGCUAAAAGCGCGUUUUUGGAUCCUAAAGUUUAUGUUUACGUAUUAGCUGCAACUGCUGGUUCAAUUCCAAAUAACGUCCUUAAUUAUUUCCUACCAACUUUAGUGAAACAACUUGGUUAUAGUGCUGUAGAUGCUCAAUUAAUGAGUGUACCCCCAUUUGUAGUAGCAACUAUUGUAAUGCUUAUUUUUACUUGGUUGGCUGAUAAAUACGAAGUUAGAGCUUUGCCUUUGUUGAUUUCUGAUAUAUUAACUAUCAUAGGAUCUGCUGGAAUGUUAGCAACAUCUGCUUCUGAUCCGAGUUUAUAUAAAUUACGUUACUUUUUUAUAAUACUUGUAGCAUGUGGUGUAUAUACUGCUCAAACGGUAAUUUAUAGUUGGAUUACUGGUAAUGUUGUCGGUCAGUAUAAACGUAAUAUAACAAUUGCUGCAUCCUUUACUAUCGGUAAUAUUGGUGGUGUCAUCGGAAUUCUACUUUUCCCAUUAAACCUUGCACCUUCAUUUACAACUGGAACUACCGCAUGCUUGGCCAUGAUGAUCCUUCAAUUUGUUGUAGCAAUUUCAAUGAAAUUUUAUUUGGAAUAUGAGAACAAGAGGCGUGAUUUAGCAAUAUUAUCCAAAAAUAAUUUUCAAUUAAGUACAAGUGAAUUAAAAAAUACAAAGCUGAUUAGAGAAAAAGUUGAAAGAUUGAUAGAAAACGAACCAAAAUUCGAUGAAAUUUUGUGUGAUUCACAUCCUAAUUGGAGAUACAUGGUUUAA
Messenger RNA from Dentiscutata erythropus, 1412 nucleotides. The record is from the annotation of a GenBank genome assembly. NCBI's taxonomy places the organism in Eukaryota, Fungi, Glomeromycota, Glomeromycetes, Diversisporales, Gigasporaceae.